This is a messenger RNA of Triticum urartu, 783 nucleotides long. RefSeq lists its product as uncharacterized. NCBI's taxonomy places the organism in Eukaryota, Viridiplantae, Streptophyta, Magnoliopsida, Poales, Poaceae. Gene Ontology annotation, biological process: positive regulation of DNA-templated transcription. Gene Ontology annotation, molecular function: DNA-binding transcription factor activity. Gene Ontology annotation, cellular component: nucleus. The record is from RefSeq and is a predicted model, not a curated record.
UCCAUCCAGUCCCACUGCACGUCUACUGUCUACACCACACCACAGUGCGCGCACCACACGGGGGAAGCGGGGCGUAGAUAGGGAUGUCGUGGGAGGAGCCCGGCAGCCCGCAGCUGAGCCUGAGCGGCUUCAGCUCCCUCGCCUCCAUCUCCAGCACCGCCGCUCCGCCCGCCCGCCUGCCCUCCCUCUCCCUCAGCAUCGGCACCGGCGGGGAGGACCAGCAGCCGGGCGUCAGCAGCGACGACGGCCACAAGAGCGUCCGGGCGAUGAAGAACCGGGAGUCGGCGCUGCGGUCCAGGGCCAGGAAGAGAGCCUACACGCAGGAGCUCGAGAAGGAGGUCCGCCGGCUCGUCGAGGACAACCUCAAGCUCAAGAGACAGUGCAAACAGCUUCAGUCGGAGAUUGCCGCGCUCACCGCCCAGCAGGCAAGCAGCAAGCAGAGCAGCCCGCACCGGAGAACUUCGUCCACUCAGUUCUAGCAACGCUACAUCAGGACGCACGAGGGCUUAAUUUCCGUCGCUAGCUAGCAAUUGAUUAGUAUCAAUAAGAUCUAAGGUGCACUGGUAGUUGGAUUUUGGCUUCAAUUGACUCAACUGCCCGAUCGAUAUGCCAGCGCGUGGGCUUUACUUGCGUUGGCUGAUCCGUUCAUCUCGUGUGCAUUUCUCUGCAUGUAUUGCUGCGUGCACUGGUUGGCCUGGAUGCCCGGACCGGAGCACACGCGACCUGCCUAUGAUUAAUUGUGCUGCAGAAUACCUUCAUUAAUAAUUCUGAAUCGCAAUUAAA